GCCAGUACUCUCUCUUAUUCCCUCUUGCUUCCUCCGUACCUCCAAAACCUCUCUUUCCUCCUCUCUGAUCGGGGUUAGCUCCCUCUUCUCUUCGUGGCUGUGGAGGAGCAUGGAGGCUGCUCAAGAGGAAGCCAUCCUGAGGUCUAAGGAGAAUAAUACCCACGUCGUGAUCAAAGGGAAGCGCACCAAGCGCCAAAGGCCUCAAUCCCCUAUUCCCUUAAUUCCCUCUAUCACUGCUAAUUCACCCAGCGGCGGAGGCGGCGGCGGUUGCGAUGGUGGUGAUCAAAGUAAUGAUAUCGCUGAUGACAAUAUGACCAGCUUCUCUCCUGCCACUUCGGCUGAAAUACUACAAGAGUUCAGCACCGAGGAAGAAGAGGACAUGGCCAAUUGCCUUAUCCUUCUUGCUCAAGGCCAAUCCCGGGAGUCCCCGAAACAAGUCGAAAAAGAUCACGCUGAUGGCGGUGGCGGUGUUUAUAAGUUUAACAGUCGAAGAUUCUUAGAGGCGGCAGCCACCGGCACUGGCAAGGCCGGGUAUUAUGUUUACGAGUGCAAGACUUGCAACAGGACCUUCCCUUCCUUCCAAGCGCUAGGUGGACACAGGGCUAGUCACAAGAAGCCUAAGGCCGCGGCCAUGUCCGCCGAGGAAAAGUCAUCGAAGCAAUUCUUGUUAUCCUCGGAUGAAGAAGAAGCACAGUUCAAGAAGAAUGAUCAUCUCUCUUCUAUAUCUUUUCAAUCCAGUAGUAGAGGUUUGUGCGGCAAUAACAGGCCGUCUAACAAGGUUCACGAGUGCUCGAUUUGCGGGGUGGAAUUCACGUCCGGGCAGGCCUUAGGUGGCCAUAUGAGACGGCACAGGGCACCUAUUACUGGUAAUAAAUUCAAUACCACUUUUACCGUUACUCCUCCACCAAUGGCGCCCUUGGAGCCAGAUCAGGAACCCAAGAAGCCAAGACGUACGGUGCUAUCGUUGGAUUUGGAUCUCAACCUUCCGGCCCCAGAAGAUGAUCACCGGGAACCCAAAUUCCCAUUUGCAACAAAGCAGCAGCAGCAGCAGCAACAACAACAACCAAAACAGCAGCAACCACCUCUUGUCUUCUCCGCCAGGACUUUGGUGGACUGUCACUACUAAAAAGGGUCAGACUUUUUAAAUUGUUUCACCGUUUAUCUUCCACAAAAUUGACCUCGAAGCUAAUUUGAGCCGAAUUGCCUUAGUUGUUUUUUUUUUUUUUUCUUUUGCCCUUGAUAUUUACCAUUCAUCAGAAACCAUAAGAUUCUUUCAAUUUUUUUUUCGUCUUUAGCAAUUGUUUCA
Messenger RNA from Juglans microcarpa x Juglans regia, 1306 nucleotides. Its product is annotated as zinc finger protein ZAT5-like. The record is from RefSeq and is a predicted model, not a curated record. Bases 110 to 1126 code for a protein of 338 amino acids. The transcript is spliced from 2 exons. Lineage: Eukaryota; Viridiplantae; Streptophyta; Magnoliopsida; Fagales; Juglandaceae.